Molecule: messenger RNA, 1682 nt
Organism: Rhizophagus irregularis DAOM 181602=DAOM 197198
Lineage: Eukaryota; Fungi; Glomeromycota; Glomeromycetes; Glomerales; Glomeraceae
Source: RefSeq, a predicted model, not a curated record
AGGAGUUGAAAUCUGAGAAUAUUGAAGUUAGAGAUAGACUCACGAAAGUGGAACAGAAUCAGUUACAUAAUGAGCCGAGAGGCACUUCGCAUAAUUCUUCUAACAUCAGUACACCUAACUUCAAUUCAGUUGCAGAGCCAACGGUAACGCAACAUGAGAAACCGUUAGUGGAUGUGGAAAUGGAUACUUCAUUACCUGAAGAACCGAUACCAGAGGAGUUAGCAGAGGUAACCGUAUCAGCUGUUAAUAUAUCUGUUAUAGACCAAUGUGAUCAGAAAUCCUUGGAAGAUAAGGAGACAGUUGUUUUCAAGGGCUUAUCUGGGGAUGUGUUCAUUAAAGUAAACUCCGCCUCUUCUGUAGACAAAGAAUCUCGAUCACAUAAGAAGAAAGAAGUGGAAAAUAUCGUGCAGGAUGUAUUUGAUUUUACCAUGGAUAGGUCCGAGAAAAAACAGCCGGAAGGUGCUUUGCACAUGACAGAAAUUUCGCUGACGGGCCGUGAGGAAAAUAAUUGCUUAGCAGAGUUAUCAAGUUCAGACGUAUUGCAAAAUAUAAACCGCUUAUAUGAGAAUGCAUGUACUGCAGAAAAUGAAAGGGUAAAGGCUAAUCAGGCGGAAAUUUUGUGCUGGAGAAAUUUUAUUAUAGGACUGGAUAAUAGUAUAGAUGAAAUCAUGAUCAAAGAAAAGGUGGGAACGAAAAAGGCCAAAGGACUGAUUUAUGAUUUUAUUCUUGCACACAAUCCUGACACCAAACGAAAGACUUUAUAUCAGCGCAUCAGUAGAGCUAGGAAGGUUUAUGAGUUUACCGAAAAAAUAGGAAUUGAUAAAAUUAAAUAUAUUAAAACAUAUAGUGCGAAUUCUAUUGCAGAACUAUCUGACAGUCAGAUUCAAACUAUUGUUGAUUAUUUCUCCAAUAAUCCCAACACUGAAUUACCAGAUGAUCAAGAAGGCUCUAUUAUCGAUUCUGAAGAGGAGAUUUCGUGUGACCAGACCGAUGCAUCGGAGGCGGUUUCAGCAACGCGAGCUGAGGUAAGCAUUCCAACAUCACCUAUUCCAUUGACCCAUCUCCGCCUUAACGUCAAUUCUUCAGAUAAUUCCUCUAGAAUCGGUCCAGUAGCUGUGAGUACAUCACCUGUGCCUCAGAUAAAUGUAUCUAACAGACCCGGACUUCCGGUUUCUAUCUUGCCUGAAAAUCCCGAAGAGAAGCGAAAACAUAUCAUUGGGUUGGUGCUAGAGAAGUUUCCUUAUCUAUCUUUAGACGAUAGUGAUGAACGCCGUGAUACAUUUAAUCUUGAUAGUUCAGCACUCUGCCCUUUAUGUAAUGGAGACCAUAAAGUGAAUCGAAGUAUAUUUGAUGAAAUAAAAGGUGAAUGGGGUGAUGGUGAGUAUUACGGAGAACGAACUUAUCGUCUCAAAUGCAGGGAGUCUUUUAAACCUGGAAUUCCAAUAGUAUCGGUAAAAGCAUAGACUGAAUUAUCGUAUAAGUUAUUUCUUUUUUUUCGAAUCUUAUCCAAAAGAGAGUCCCGAACAUUUGCCACGUAACAUUAAAUAAUUCUUUCGUGUAUGAAAAUAUCAUCUAUCAUGACAUCUGAUCUUGAGGUGUUGAUCGCUGAGCUUGAGGCUAAGAAAACUGAUGAGAAAGCUAAGCUUGAAGCACUUGAGGCUAGAAUUUUAAAACUAGAGCAG